AAUGGAUGAGUGAUGUUUAGUAAGCUUACAUUAUUGAUCAGAGGUGAUCUCACGGUACCGUGUUACUGCGCAUGCUGAAAGGAAGUGGCGACCAUUACCGAUAAAUGUCAACAGAGGAUAAUAUUUCGUCAAUUUAAGGAGACACAUUAGACUGCAGUUUAAUGGCUGUGGACAGCGAUUGGCAGAGAUGAUUUGAACGGAAUGGAAUAUUCUUGAUACCCAUCGAAAACAUAUGACGUAGCCAGUCAUGAGUUGGAGGGACCCACGCCGUCCAAGAAAAGGGCCUAUUGUAGACUUUGAUCGCCCUUUUGAUCCUGAAGCAGCUAAGGUAGCAGUAGCUCAGAAGACGCCACGUCAAGAGGAACCUCUCAAAGAAAAUGACUUGGGAAAUAAGAAACAGUUUUUCCCAGUCAGCAAAAGGUGGCAACAUGAAAAAGCUGAAAUGUUCAAACUUCGUGUGAAGACGUAUUUUGAAUAUGGUCCUCGUAAGACCUUUUAUGACAAGUCACCACCUAAUCAAACAAUACCAGUCCGAGCAGACGGUAAUUGUUUCUUUCGCGCUAUCAGCGUUAUCAUCACUGGCAGUGAAAGUGAACAUUUGCGUGUGCGCGAGUUGAUAACAAAACAUGUGAGUGAUCAUCCAGAUAUGUAUCGAACCUUUCUCAUGAGUCGUGGUGGUAUGAGUGAGUACCUCACCAACAUGAGACGACCGAAAGAGUGGGCCACUGAUGUCGAGAUUCUCGCUACAGCAACGAUGCUGAAAUCUGUCGUGGAAGUGUUUUUUCCGUGUAGGAUCAAUAGCAUCACUGAAUACCGAUGGCAGACAUUCAAACCUCUCGAUAAUCCAGAUAUUAAUCAACCUGCCAUAUACAUUUGUAACAAGAAUGAACACUUUGAACCUGUGUUGGAUAUAAACCCGACCACUGGCACAUCAAGUGAAAGACCAAAGAAUUUCCGAAAAGCAGCUUAUGGUCUUGAUUACUAAUGCCUAAUUUGCUACACUUUACCAUCUUACAAUAAGCAUGGGGCACAGUGGGUUUCCUCUGUCUGGGUGUGUUGACUUAAGACAGGAAAAUGUAUAAUACUUUAUUAGGUCAUUCUGGGACCAGUCUCUAUUGACUCCUACAUGGAAUGUUAAAUUUGACAGAUGCUUCACAAGUCUGGUAUAAGAACCAGUCUGAGUACCUAUAUCUGUUACAUACAUGGAUUUACAACUCUGACCAAACUUUAUUGGCUGUGAUACAUGUGUUAAGUACAUCUAUACUGUGAUGGAUAGAUAUUUUUGACAGUUAAUUCUAUGAAAAGUAUCUAGCAGGGCUCUCACGCCCCAUUUUGGGACUGGGGCUCGGGGCCCUUAGAAUUGGGAAAAAUAGCUGUGUGUUCCUUAGAAUUGGGAAAACUUGGGGUCUAAAUUGGGAGAAGAAAGAUACUAUUUUGCAUUGGGAAUCUGGCAGAUCGAGAGCCCUGUCUAUAGAUAUUAGUUAUAAGUGUCCAGAUUGGUGGUUAGUUUGUGCACCAGAAAUUAUUAGUCUCAAGCAACAGUAAAUAAUUGAACAUUGACCUGCAAAAUUGAUAAUACUGCAGAAUUUGCAGUCUUUAUGAUACUUCUAUAGUCACAACAUAUCCGUUUGAAAAAACAUCUGAUACUCUUGUUUUAUAAACGUUGAUAUAGUCUAGAUUUCUUCAGAUAAUGAUAAAGUCUGACUCUAUGUUCUUGCCAUGAAGGUUACUUUAAAACACCCACAGAUUGCCUGAUUUAGUUGCAGAAGUCCACAUAAUUGGCUUGCCAUGUGCCGAGUGUACAGCAUAUAAGGAAUAUCUGGUGAUAGUCAAUUAUUGUAUUGUACAUAGUAACUGCAGUGUUACACAGCCGCUAAUAAGUAACUACUUGUAUUGUACAUAGUAAAUAGUGUUACACAGCCACUAAAAAAUUAACUUAUUGUAUUGUACAUAGUAAAUACAGUGUUUCACCGACACUAAUUUGUUAUAACCUUAGGCAAGACCCUCCACCCUAAUUGCUAGAGCUGGACAGCAAGCAAUGGGCCUCCUGUAUGUUGUUCAGUUAGAUAUCCACCUGAUACUACAAGAAAACCCUGCCUCUAAAUAACCCAAGGGACGAUAUACCCAGCAAACAAACUGUCCAUAGUUAUUGUAGGUAUCAUGUAAGUACUUAAAUAAUUUUUUUCAAUUUAUGCAUAAUAUUUCCAAACAAUUUUCUCAAGAUACAUCACUAUAUUUUUUUCACUGUAUUAAUUGGAGAAAUACUGCUUAGAACGUAAGAUCUAUUACUUUUUUUUUCUUUUCGCCUGAUAAACCAGUCAGGAGCACUGAAAGGGAAAUUAGACAUCUGAUCUGGUAGAGAUGAACAUCUUACAAAUAGUUUUAUUAAAGUUUCUCUACUGUUAAGUGAUACCAGGAUGCCUUUGGUUUAAUUAUCUUCAAUCAAAUUACCAUAUUUGUCUUGUAAUAAGCCUAUCCAUGACAAAAAAAAAAAAAUGUAUUGUAAUUUUAUUGUCCCCAUAGGUUUUCAGUAGUACAAAUAUGUACAUGAAUAUUUAGCAAUCCACAUCUUUUAUAAAGUUCAACAGUCAUUUUGUGGAUUAUAUGAUUAAUGUAGGAGAGGUGGGGGAAUUUUAUUUCUUAAUUGGUGUUUGACAUUUUUUCCGACUUCAUCACUUUCUUGGUUAAGUUUUACUGCAAGAAAUGAAAUACUGCUGUUGUGUAUUUAUAUAAAUACAGUGACAUUGGGUGCCCUGUGAUAAAGUACUGAGAUUCAGUCUGUCAUACCACUCCGUUUGAUGUCCAAUGUGCUGCUGAACAACUAAAAGGUAAAACUUGACGUUAAGAGGUACUUUUAUAUAGUAAUUUGAUCCCAGGGACGAAAUUUUUUACUUACGAAAUAUCAGAGUGUAUCAAGUUUUCCUUAUUUGAGCUUUCCAUGUUUUUAUUACUAAGACGAGAGAAUUUUCCCAGGACUGACAAAGUACUUCGAGUUAAGCGAGGUAUUCAUCCGAGUUCGAAUUAACAAAGUUUGUCUGAGUGUAUAUUAGGAUGCUGAUAUUUGGUUUGAGGGUAGUUUUAGGUUGUGUGAUUCAAUUUGCGGAGUGAACAUAAAUCUUUUCUUUUUUUAAUUUGGAAAGUAGAUUUUUAAGGGGAAUGACACUUUUGCUUUGUAGUUUUGCUGCAAUAUUUCAGAAAUGUUCAUAUUGUUGUACUGAUCCAAACAGGUUGAACUUUGACCUUAACCUAUGACCUUAACCUCUCAUUCAGUAACAAAAUACCAUGGUAUGCUUUGCUAUAUACAAACAGCUCUUGAAAAUCUUUGAUAUUUAAGGGGUAUGCCAUUUUAUUAGCUUGGCAACACCACUACCUCAUUCAUCCCACCAAUCCUCUGAAUUUGUCCAUGCAUUAUAUUUGCAUAGAUCACCAGCGUAAUAUACCCUUGAGCAUUUUUCAUUGGCUGUGUCAAUAAUUGAUUGUGAUGUCAUAAUAGGGACAAAGUUUUUUUUUUCAUAUGAGGAAGUAAGAAACGAAAGCUCAUAUAAUCCAAGAUACUGGCUUUAUAUUUGAAGAUAAAGAUCCAUGGUGUCAUAUUUCAAAAUGCCAAUAGGUAUUCCCUAUGUAAAUAAAAAAGAAGGCCAUAGUUAGAUCAAAUAGUUCCCCUGAUUAAUCGCUGUGUGAUUCCUGCAGGUAUAAUCACACAUCCAAACAAUGUGCAUGUCCUUCAAGGGAAAAUCAGCAUUUUUUUUUUACUUUGUCUGUCCCAAUAAAAUCAGAUGGUGAUAUUUUCCUUGUACAUAUCUAACAAGGUGUUUGCUUUUCUUUACAUUUUGUUUUGUAUAUAGAAUGCUGUGUUUUCAAUUUUUUUUGCUUUUCUUUUUAGUCCCACAUGUAUUUAUGUACAUGCUGCGUUUUCAAAAUUUUUCAUUUUUUUUCAGUCCCACAUGUAUACAUAUACAUGUUAACUUUCACGUGAUAAUUUCCUUUUUCAUUUCCUUCACCCAGAGUUACUGAUAAUCAGAAUCAAAAUGGCGACCAGUACUUAUAAUUUGAAAACCAGAAUUUUAGAAUGUAAGGAUCAUAGAUACUUUAACUGUGUUGAUUUUGAAAAUGUAUCAAUCCUGUUAUGUUGAAUAUGUUGGUGUAUCUGUAGUAGCCACUUCCCUUUGGUGGGUUAUUUUUCCCUUUGUGUACAGGAAUAGGCUUUGAAACAAAUAGAACUAAAGUCUUUAAAUGUCAUGCAGGUCUCGUACUAGAUCAGUGAUUAUCUUGUAAUGUCACACAGGUCUCACACCAGAUCUGUGAUAUCUUGUAAUGUCACACAGGUCUCGCACCAGAUCUGUGAUAUCUUGUAAUGUCAUACAGGUCUCGUACUAGGUCUUUGAUAUCUUGUAAUGUCACACAGGUCUCACACCAGAUCUGUGAUAUCUUGUAAUGUCACACAGGUCUCACACCAGAUCUGUGAUAUCUUGUAAUGUCACACAGGUCUCACACCAGAUCUGUGACAUCUUGUAAUGUCACACAGGUCUCACACCAGAUCUGUGAUAUCUUGUAAUGUCACACAGGUCUCACACCAGAUCUGUGAUAUCUUGUAAUGUCACACAGGUCUCACACCAGAUCUGUGACAUCUUGUAAUGUCACACAGGUCUCGUACUAGAUCAGUGAUAUCUUGUAAUGUCACACAGGUCUCGUACUAGAUCAGUGAUAUCUUGUAAUGUCACACAGGUCUCGUACUAGAUCUUUGAUAUCUUGUAAUGUCACACAGGUCUCGUACUAGAUCAGUGACAUCUUGUAAUGUCACACAGGUCCUGAACUAGAUCUUUGACAUCUUGUAAUGUCACACAGGUCUCGUACUAGAUCAGUGACAUCUUGUAAUGUCACACAGGUCUCGUACUAGAUCUGUGAUAUCUUGUAAUGUCACACAGGUCUCGUACUAGAUCAGUGACAUCUUGUAAUGUCACACAGGUCUCGUACUAGAUCUUUGAUAUCUUGUAAUGUCACACAGGUCUCGUACUAGAUCAGUGACAUCUUGUAAUGUCACACAGGUCUCGUACUAGAUCUGUGAUAUCUUGUAAUGUCACACAGGUCUCGCACCAGAUCAGUGACAUCUUGUAAUGUCACACAGGUCUCGUACUAGAUCUGUGAUAUCUUGUAAUGUCACACAGGUCUCGUACUAGAUCAGUGACAUCUUGUAAUGUCACACAGGUCUCGUACUAGAUCUGUGAUAUCUUGUAAUGUCACAAAGGUCUCGUACUAGAUCAGUGACAUCUUGUAAUGUCACACAGGUCUCGUACUAGAUCAGUGACAUCUUGUAAUGUCACGCAGGUCUCGUACUAGAUCAGUGACAUCUUGUAAUGUCACGCAGGUCUCGUACUAGAUCAGUGACAUCUUGUAAUGUCACGCAGGUCUCGUACUAGAUCAGUGACAUCUUGUAAUGUCACACAGGCAUCAUACUAGAUCAGUGACAUCUUGUAAUGUCACACAGGUCUCGUACUAGGUCUGUGAUUCCUUAGUAUUACACUGAUUUCUCACUGCUGUUGAUGUUUUAAUGUUUCAUUGAAAAAUCUAAGCUUUAAAGAUCAUCAAUUUAAAUAUGAAAAUGAAUGAAAUAAUUUUUGAUAGAAUGGUUUUUGGUAUGAAGUACACUGUAUAUGUCAAUUUUUUUAAGAAUAUACCAAUGUAAAUAUGUUUAGAAAAAGUUGAUAUGAUAGUGUUACCCUUGUCCGUCCAAACAAAAAUCUGUCAAUUAAUAUUAGAAUAUGAUUUUAAUGUCCCCACAAAUUUUAUGAUGGGGCAUAGUUAUCCUUGUCCGUCCAAACUUGAAAAUCUUUCAAACUAGUUAUUAAGAAUAUGUUAUUAUAUCCCCACUAUUUUAUAUUGACUUGUCCGUCCAAUUAAGAAAAUUCUUACUUAUUAUCAAGUACCGUAUAUGAUUUUAAGGUCCCCUUGAUUUUAUGUGGGGGCAUAGAUACCCUUGUCCGUCCAAGCAAAAAUCUUCUUAAUUAUACAAAUGCGACCAGUAAUUUAUGACCAGUUAUUAAUUCUUGUAGUUCAUAAUCCAUCUUACCUUCAGAUGACCCAGACCAGUUGUGGUUCGAGAACCAUUAGUAUUAUGGGAUGGGUAUGAUGUCUCUUUACUAAAUUCUGACAAAACUUGCAACUUGAUAAGCACAAUGGUUAUUUUUAGAUCACCUCGCAAGUGAUCUCAGUGCCUGUAUCAGAUAAAUGAUCAAAGAAAUUAUGAAGUACAUCACAUAAAUCAAACUAUAUAGUUGACACAUCUAAUACUUCACAUGAAUUGGUAUGUAAUGUGCAGGCUAAACAUUCAUUUCAGAUAUUAUGAAGCCAUGUUGGUCAGAAUCAGAUAAGAAGUUUUAUCUAUUGGCUGGCAGGUUCAGGUCUUGUAAGCGUUUUAGAUACGGGUAAAUGUUUAACAAUGCUGUUAUGGAGGCAGUUUUCUUUAGGGAUAGUGCUAAAUGUGACUAAGGUCAAGGUCAAUAUUUUGUGUGUUUGGGCUGCUUUUCCGGCACACCUGGUCCUCUCCUUGAACUCUUUCUGCAGUCUCUGUGAAUCGUUUUUAUCUUCGCCGUAGUAUUAUUAAAUUUCUUUAAUUUUUAAAAUGGAUGUAGAUUCUUACGUCAGCAUGUGUUACAGUAACUGGAUGUGCCGUAUAUUCUGUUUGCUUCAAUGAUCCAUAGUUUUAUGUCAUUAUUUCAGCCCUUGAGGUUGUGGAGGGAGUGGAGGUAGACCAUUAAAACCUGAUGGUUCUGUCAAAGAGAGACCCUGCUUGUAAAAACAAAACCAUAGAUAUAGGCAGUGGCCAGUUUGAACGAGAACAGUCCAAUAACAGCCUCUAGUAUAAAAGAACACUCUAUAUUGCCGAAAAUUUGCCAGGUUUUCUUUUACUUUGUGUCUUUUAGGAUCUGUCAUUUUUACAUUUGUUAAAAUUGUAGAGAAUUAUAAUGAAAGAUCUCCUUUAUGACUGAAGCAUUAAAGUACGGGCUUUAAAUGACCACAUGUAUUAUAUGUGGUUUUAUUAUUACAGUAUGUGAACUGUAAGUUAGAUCUCAUUGGUGAUUUCCAUAUUCCAUGUUUUUUUCUGAUUUUGUGAUCAGAGUGUUGUAUUAAAGAUUUGAAUGAUGGAUGAGAUAAAGUGUGUCCAUUCAUGUUGUUUGUUUCUUGUUUUAUCUUCUCUCAGACUUUCGUUUUUCAAUAUUCCUUCUUGACAACAUGCAACUGUUAUAUAUGUAUAUGUAGGUUGGCCUCAUGGAACCUUGUGGAUUUUGGAGAUUAAAUGUUUUGUUUUUUGAAGA
Messenger RNA from Ylistrum balloti, 7313 nucleotides. RefSeq lists its product as uncharacterized. Gene Ontology annotation, biological process: protein deubiquitination. The transcript is spliced from 3 exons. The record is from RefSeq and is a predicted model, not a curated record. The coding region runs from base 248 to 985 and encodes 245 amino acids. Lineage: Eukaryota; Metazoa; Mollusca; Bivalvia; Pectinida; Pectinidae. Gene Ontology annotation, molecular function: cysteine-type deubiquitinase activity.